Messenger RNA from Drosophila takahashii, 5016 nucleotides. Its product is annotated as chaoptin. Gene Ontology annotation, cellular component: extracellular matrix. NCBI's taxonomy places the organism in Eukaryota, Metazoa, Arthropoda, Insecta, Diptera, Drosophilidae. Gene Ontology annotation, molecular function: protein binding. The record is from RefSeq and is a predicted model, not a curated record.
UUGCGGCGCUUCGAUGGAUCGGACUUGGCGGAAGUGAGAAAAAAGCGGGCCUAUAUAUUUAGACCGAUUCGAUUCGAUACGAUCCGGAUUCCGAUUCCGAUUCGAUCUUAACCGUUUUGGAGAACCGGCGGUGGUGGAGUGGAGAACGCGGAACGCUGCGAAAUUGUUACCGCUGCGCAUGCGCAGACAGGCCGUACUUGUUGUUGCGCUAUCUCGGCUUAAUUACUAACGCCCCCCCUGGAAACCCGCCCCUUGAAGUGCCCCCUUUGAGUUGUUUGUCUGCAUUUUUCAACAACGGUGCGCGGUGUGCAAGUGUGAGUGCCGAGUGUUAGAGGCCAUCUCUCUGGGAAAACAUUCUUCCCGAGCGAAGCUUUCUUUUUGUGUAUAACAAAAGAGAACUAGGCGCAAAAAAAUCAGAAAAAACAAACGUAAACAUAGCCAACUUGUGCAAUCCAGCGACAAAAACAAAAGACCCGCGAAGUUUUGUGGUUCCCAGGCAACAAAAAUAAAGUGCAAUUUACAAGCAGCGCCCCGAAAAAUCGAAAUGGAAGCUUGGAAAAAGCUGACAAAUGGAGGGCGUUUUCUACUCGUACUCCUGAUCUGCAUCUCCCAUUCGACCACCCAAAUCUCCGCCUGGCGCCCCUGCCCAGAGCUCAGUCCCGCCCUCCGUCUUCCAUGCAGGUGCAAUGUGGUUCCGUUUGCGGCGACUGGUCAACUGGGAGCCGUGGCCAUGGACUGCGAUCGUGUUGUCUUCCACGGCGAUGCCCCGCAACUGCCUUAUGGAGCGCCCAUCGUGGCGUAUACGCAACGUCAUAGUGGCCAACAGGUGCUGCCCGCCCAGACUUUUGGCCAGCUAAAACUAACCAUUGAGGAGCUGGAUCUGUCGUACAAUCUCAUCCGAAGGAUUCCGGAAAAGGCAUUCGAUGGUCUCAAGGAUUCGCUGAAUGAACUGCGACUGGCGAAUAAUUUAUUGGGCGAUAAUCUCAAUCCCAUCUUUUCCACCGCCGAAUUGCAUGUGCUGAAGAACCUGAGGAUCUUGGAUCUGUCCGGAAAUAAGAUCAAGCUGAUCGAAGAGGGUCUUCUCAAGGGCUGUGUGGAUCUGAAGGAAUUCUACAUCGAUCGCAACAGCUUAACGGCAGUGCCCACCAACUCUCUAAAUGGACCAAGUGCUUUGAGACACCUUUCGCUGCGACAGAACCAGAUUGGUUCACUCCUUCCGGACUCCUUUAAUGCCCAGCGUCAGUUGGAGAUCAUUGAUCUGCGACAUAAUGUCAUCCGCAGCAUCGAUAGUCAGGCCUUCAAGGGUCUGCAGAAGAUCAGGGAAAUCAAGUUGGCCGGAAAUCGUAUCAGUAAUCUUAACAGUGAUGUCUUUGAAAAACUGCAAUCGCUGCAAAAGUUAGAUCUUUCCGAGAACUUCUUCAAUCAGUUUCCCACGGUGGCACUGGCGGCGGUUCCCGGAGUUAAGCACCUAAAUCUGUCCUCAAACAUGCUGCAGCAAUUGGACUACAGUCACAUGCAGGUGGUUAGGUCUUUGGAAAGCCUGGACAUCAGUCGUAAUACCAUAACCAGCAUUACGCCAGGAACCUUCCGGGAAAUGGGUGCUCUUAAGUACCUGGACCUCAGCUUGAACUCCUUGAGAACGAUUGAAGACGAUGCCUUGGAGGGAUUGGACAGCCUGCAGACCCUGAUCAUCAAGGACAACAAUAUCCUCUUGGUGCCCGGUAGUGCUCUAGGUCGUCUGCCCCAGUUGACAACCCUUCAGUUGGAUUUUAAUCGAGUAGCUGCCCUGUCUUCAGAGAUUCUGGGAUCUCUUCAGGCGGGAGAUAUAACUACCCUUACCUUGUCGAGGAAUGUGAUUAGGGAACUUCCCCCUGGAAGCUUCCAGAUGUUUAGCAGUCUUCAUACCUUGGAUCUCUCUGGAAAUUCCUUGGCUUUGAUUAACGCAGAUACCUUUGCGGGAUUGGAGAGCACUUUGAUGGCCCUGAAGCUAUCGCAAAACAGGCUAACAGGUCUGGGAGGAGCUCCUUGGGUUUUACCUGAGUUAAGGAGUCUAGACCUGAGUGGCAAUACGUUGACGGAGUUGCCCAGUAACAUUUUCGAGGAACUGGAGAAUCUGCAAUCCCUCAACCUGAGUGGCAAUCACUUGACCCCACUGACCGGAGCCCUCUUUAAACCCUUGGAUCGCCUGCAGGUCAUCGAUCUAAGUCACUGUAGCAUUCGCCAGAUAAGCGGAGAUCUCCUCGCAGGAUUGCAGGAUCUGAAGCACAUUUACCUUAAUGACAACCAGCUGCAGGAGCUCCAGGAUGGUAGCUUCGUCAAUCUCUGGAACAUCAGCUCCAUUGAUCUUUCCAACAAUCGCAUUGGAUCCAUUCGUUCCGGCGCCUUUGUCAAUGUGAUGAAGUUGCAGAAGCUGAAUCUUCGUGGCAAUCAAUUGUCUGCCUUCAAGGGAGAAUAUUUCAAUACGGGCACGGGAAUCGAGGAGUUGGAUAUAUCGGAUAACCAGUUGAGCUACCUGUUUCCCUCCUCCUUCAGAAUUCAUCCGAGAUUGAGGGAAAUACGAGCGGCUAAUAAUAAGUUCUCCUUUUUCCCGGCGGAACUCAUUUCCUCUCUGCAAUAUCUGGAGCACAUUGAUCUCUCCAAUAACCAAUUGAAAACCAUCGAGGAACUGGACUUUGCCAGAUUGCCCCGUCUUCGGGUUCUCCUGGUGGCCAAUAACCAGUUGGAUAUGGUCAGUGAGAUGGCCUUCCACAACUCCACUCAGUUGCAGAUUUUGGACUUGGCCUACAAUAACCUGGAUCGCAUUGGCGAGAGAACCUUUGAGGGUUUGGUGAGAUUGGAACAGCUCAAUCUGGAGGGCAAUAGGUUAUCGGAACUCUCGGAUGGCGUCUUUGAGCGCUCCAAGCUCCAGAUGCUGGAGAAUAUCAACAUGGCUAGAAAUCGCUUUGAAUACGCUCCUCUGAAUGCCCUGCAAAGACAGUUCUUCUUUGUUUCUUCCGUGGAUUUGAGUUACAAUAAGAUUAAGGAACUACCCGGAGAUGAUAGCAUCAUGGUGAACAUCAAGAGGAUCGAUCUAUCCUUUAACCCACUGAGUCCUAAGGCCGUGCACAAUGUUCUGAAUGAACCCAAGACAGUAAGGGAACUUAGUUUGGCAGGAACGGGUAUUGAUCAGCUGGAACUCCUGGAGACUCCCUUCCUGCAGUUCCUCAACCUCUCCCAUAAUAAACUGAAGAAUGUCAAGCCAGAGGUCUUCCAAAGGGUUACUCUUCUGGAAACUCUGGAUCUCUCCAGCAAUGAAUUGGAAUCUCUAGAGGAUCUCUCCAUGGCUUGGCCUCAGCUGCAAGUGCUCCAGACCCUGGAUGUAUCCAACAACAGCUUUGAGAUCGUCUCGCAGUCCAACUUUGGUAAGCUGGAGAUGCUGCGAUCGCUGCGCUUGAGCCACCUGCCCCAGUGCACCAGGAUCGAGAAGAACGCCUUCAAACAGCUGCCCAAUCUGGUCAAUUUGGAGGCCUAUGAUCUGCCCCUGCUUGGCUACCUGGAUCUGCAGGGCAUCCUGGAACUGCUGCCCGGUUUGGAGGCUCUGGACAUUGAAGUCAAGGACUCCAGCAUAGGCAGUGAGCAGAUCCAACCGCUGAAGCAUCCGCGUCUCAGGAGUUUGGGCAUCCGGGGAGAAAGACUAAAGAGUAUAUCCUCGGGAACUUUGGCGGGUCUGAAGAGCAGUGAACUGAGUGUCCAGCUGAGGAACACAUCCCUGAGUGCCCUGCCGCCAGCUCUGCUGUUCCCGGUGCCCCGAUCCUCGCACCUCAACCUGGAUGUGGAGGGAUCCAAGAUCACAGUGCUGGUGCCGCAGUUCCUCAACGCUCUGGAAGAUCGUCGAGCUAGUCUGCAGCUCCAGGGAUUAGCUAGCAAUCCCAUAGUCUGCGAUUGCAAUGCUAGAGCUUUGAGGAGAUGGCUUCCUAGCUCCGGAAUGCCGGAUGUCACCUGUGCCUCCCCUCCGUAUUUGCUCAACCGGAAACUCAUUGAAGUUGGGGAUGAUGAACUCACCUGCGAUGCCCGCCGAAUGACUUCCUCCACCGCUAGACCCACUGCCCCGGUGCCGCAUCUCCUCAAGACCUCCAGCCAGCUGGUCACGCGGAGUAGCUCCACCACCGAGGAGCCGCUGAUCAUCUGGAGCCUCGAACCCACCCAGCCGCCGAGUCUGAAGAAGAUCAAGACCAAGGCUCCGCUGAUGAAGGCCCAAUCCCCGAUUAUCAGCAACGAUGAUACUUUGAUUAUAGGAAUUGUGGGAGGUGUGGUGGCCUUCAUAGCCAUCCUCAUCAUCAUCAUCUGCAUCAUCAGGCUGCGGAUGAGCAAUGUGGAGUACCAGCAGAAUGCGGCGAUGAUUGGAAUCCCGGCGGGCAUGCAGAUGGGUGCCCACAAUGCGGCAUAUAGCUACAAGAAUGGAGCGGGAGCAGCUCUGUAUGCGGUGCCUCCCUACCAGGCCAGCUAUGCCACGCUGCCGCACAAGGCGGCCUCCAUCCACCACCAGUCCAGCCAGAAUCUCUCCCAGCGUCAGCAGCGGGAGCAGCAGCAGCAGCAGCAACAACAGGUGGCUGCUGCAGCGGCUGCCUACUCGACCAUGUCCCGCAUGUCUUACUUCAGCGGAGCGGGCGGCGGCGGAGGAGGCGGAGGAGCCGGCGGAAAUGGAAAUGGAAAUCUUGGCGAUGGAGCCGAGAGCCUAACGCAUCACCAGCAUCAGCCCUAUAUCAUAUACUCGGAUGACAAGGCCUACAGAUAAGCCGAGAUCCAAGGCAUCUUCAUCUUUCCUCCUCCAUUCUGUCCAUUUCAAUCUCUAUCGCAGUCAGUCAGUCAGGCGCAUCGCCGCUAAACAGGUUCUACAUUAUAUCGCCGCUAUCAGCCAACGUUGUAUAUAGACUUAAACACUCUAACUGUAACCCUAACUAUGUAUAUCUAUGUCUAACCAUAAUUAAGUGCAAGCAAAUCGCUUAUGCGGAAUAAACAAAUCUAGAAUAAUACACA